AUGAGAUGUCUGAGAGUAUCUGUUCAGGCUGGUUUGACACCAGACAGGCUUGGCCCGCGUCCAGACCGAAGCUCCGCGGCUCUCUCCUCUCUCCCUCCUGGAGAAGUGGACCAAGCUGCUACUGCUGAAGAAGAAGACGAAGAAGAAGAAGAAGAAGAAGAGGCGCUUCACUCCAACUCCAACUGCACAGACGACGCGUUCAGGGAAGGAGGAGAGGACUCUCUGAGCUCUGAGAAAGUGUCAGCCACCGGAAAAACACGCACGACCCCGCUAGAAAUUGUGCAAUGUGGAAGCAGCGAAUUUCAGAGGGAGAAGAUAGUUUUUCUAGCACAUGGUCCAAGUUUUACGCACGGUAUCCUGGCCUCAGAGAUGAUCAUUUAUCGGUUACAAACCCUUACAUAA
Xyrichtys novacula (pearly razorfish) is the source of this 402-nucleotide messenger RNA. Lineage: Eukaryota; Metazoa; Chordata; Actinopteri; Labriformes; Labridae. The record is from the annotation of a GenBank genome assembly.